Syngnathus typhle (broad-nosed pipefish) is the source of this 1576-nucleotide messenger RNA. RefSeq lists its product as uncharacterized. Bases 251 to 925 code for a protein of 224 amino acids. The transcript has 5 exons. The record is from RefSeq and is a predicted model, not a curated record. Gene Ontology annotation, molecular function: GTPase activity; GTP binding. NCBI's taxonomy places the organism in Eukaryota, Metazoa, Chordata, Actinopteri, Syngnathiformes, Syngnathidae. Gene Ontology annotation, cellular component: vesicle; trans-Golgi network; Golgi apparatus. Gene Ontology annotation, biological process: vesicle-mediated transport.
GUGGCCUUGACAUAGGACUUGCACACAAACCGCAGGCUAAAUAGUUAAUAAAAUUACAUCUCCAUUUUGUCUCUUUCACUUGGUGCGAGGAGCAACUUCAGCUUCUUCUUUUCCUUCUACUGCUUCAUCAUCUUUUUGGAACUCGCAACGUUUUGCAAGUAAAAUCAUCAUAAAAGGGAAUUAUAGGAGGCGUUGUCGUUGCGAGUAACCCGUCACCUCGCAGAGGCGUCGCAACAACUGAGCCCCGGCCAUGCAGCCGCAGCAGCGUCUCCUCAAAGUGCUGGUGAUCGGCGACCUAGGGGUGGGCAAGACCUCCAUCAUCAAGCGCUACGUGCACCAGGUGUUCUCCCAGCAUUACCGGGCCACCAUUGGCGUGGACUUUGCUCUCAAAGUGCUUCAGUGGGACCAUGGCACAGUGGUGCGUCUGCAGCUGUGGGAUAUUGCCGGACAAGAGAGAUACGGCAACAUGACCCGUGUUUACUACAAAGAGGCCGUCGGCGCGCUAGUGGUCUUCGACAUGACCCGCAUCUCCACUUUUCAGGCUGUCCUCAAGUGGAAAGGAGACUUGGACUCCAAGGUUGCCUUGAGCAACGGGAGGCCGGUUCCGGCUGUCCUGUUGGCUAACAAGUGUGACCAGCGGCGUCUCGGUUUGUGUCCCAAACUCCCCAAACUGGAGAAGUUCUCCAGGGAUUAUGGCUUUGUGGACUGGUUUGAAACCUCCGCCAAGGACGACACCAACAUCGACGCGGCUAUCUUGUGCUUGAUAAAGAACAUCAUGGCGGCCGAGGAGGAGCGGGCGUCCAGGAGCGAGACCGACGGCGGUAUCUUGGUGCUGCCGCGCAUGGACUACGGCGCAGGCGAUAAACCACUGUCUGGAUGCUCCAAAUGCUCCGGACUCAAGACUCGUGACAAACAUGGCGACUAAGUCUCAAACCAGAGACUGACGGGACAUUUGAAUGACUAUUUGUCUCGUCGCUAUGGACGCUUCUCAUCCGGAGUGGCGCAAAGAUUUCAACGCAGCGGUGCCUUGAGAAACCAGCGCACUUCUGAUCCGCGCCUCUAGAUGGCGCAAGUAAAUUUCACAACAGCAAUUGACGUUUCCUUGCGGUGGAAGGAAAGACUACAUCAGUACGUAACGCUAUUGCACCAUUAAGUUGCUUUGUUUUACAAAAAAAAAUUUGGGCUUACAUUUUCUACAGUUUAUAUGGACAGCAAAUAUUAUUACUGUGUGUAAAAAUAUCGGAGAAAACCUCCUGGAUGUUUUUUUUUUUUUUAUGGGGGGGGGGGGGGGCAAUUACAGAUUAAUUGCUUUUCCAUUCAUUUCAAAUAACCCCGUACGAGUUAUUGUGUUCCUCGUUAAGCACAGCAUGCUCUGUUGAAUAUUACUUUCGGAAGAUCCACCAGCUGACAUUUCUGUUGCCGAUCGAGAUCAGAGAGUAAGGAAUGAAUGAAUGAUUGCUGAGGCGCUGACACUAAUUUCCUACUUUGUGAUUUUUAGUGGGAAUGUAGCUGCUGAAAAAGAAAUUUCAAAUCCAACUUACCUUUCCAAUAAAAAAUAAAACUGCUCGCUGGCUGA